Molecule: messenger RNA, 2065 nt
Organism: Theobroma umbraticum
Lineage: Eukaryota; Viridiplantae; Streptophyta; Magnoliopsida; Malvales; Malvaceae
Source: RefSeq, a predicted model, not a curated record
UGAUAGAGCUAAACCGAAAGAAAGAACAACUAAACUAUGGCCCGUGGGGUAUUGGGUCUGAUCAAACCGAACUAUAUUGGAGUAUUUUUGUAUUAAAUCAUUAACCGCUCUACUCUACAAUCCCCCCCGCCAAUCCUCUGGUUGCCUGUUUUCUUCCGAUUUGGCUACAAUCUUUGCUCUCUCUCCCCGACGGCGAAUCUUCGGCAACUCUCCGUCAACUGACUAUAAUUAGGUUGAAGCUGAAGAUACUAGAGGAGGUCCCAUGAACGGCCUCAACAGAUUGACCAAAUCAGGUUAAUGGCUUGGGCAUAAAAGUGUUAAGCCUUGAUUGUCAGAUCUUUAGGUGGAAUCUCUUAAGGAUCUUGAAGAGAGGAGGGUUUCGUGUGGUCCAUGGGGCUUGUGUCAAUGGUAGUGAAUUUCAAGCAUGUAGGAUUUGGAUUCCUAUCAGCUAGAAGCAUUACUGAUGCUCAAGCAUGCCCUGUCAUUUCAUCAUAUGAGAUCAAUUUUGUCCCCCUCAUCCUGAUAUAACUUUUCCCCCUCCAAAUUUCCUCUAGACUGAUUAGUUUACUCCAAACUUUCCUUCUUGUUUCUUGUCCUAUGUCUACUACUUUCCAAUGGAGAAGAGCCUAAAACAUGAAGCAAAUGUGAGUUCAUGAUGGAUGAUAUUUAUGCUGUAAAAACGAAUUUUUAUUGGAUGUUUUGAAUGAGGAGAAAUAUGGAAAUGACUCUAUGAAGCACCAUAUAAGAAAAUCAGUUGAGAAGUUUAGAUGCUUUCAGAUGGCAUUGAUGUAAAUAGGUAAUUUCCUUCAGUUUAGCAAUAUGCAAACAUGAAUAAAUACUGAAUAGAACCAUAAAAUAUACCAGCCCCUCCACACCUCCCUGCAAAAAUAAAAAGGCAUUAAUGGUAAGGGGAGCACUGGCACUUGUGCAUGAAGAUAGUUAAUAAUGGCUGGGAAUGUCAUAAAUAAAGGGGAUAGGGACUUUGCACCAGUUUUGGAUGAAAAUCUGUCUCCAAAGAUGAAAUCUCCAACAAUUUUGUCCUCAUCAGCCUCGAAAACGGGAAUGGAGAGAAAAGAGAAAUUGAAUAACUUCAUAGUUGGGGAUCUGCCAACUUUGAUAUACAUCCCUGACUUCAUCACAGAUUCUGAGCAAGCCCAGCUACUAAAUAAUAUUUACCAAGCACCUGUAUCAAAAUGGAAAUCUUUGAAGAAUCGGAGACUACAGAAUUGGGGUGGUGUUGUCCAUGAAAAGGGUCUUCUGCCACAAGAUUUGCCUCCUUGGCUAGCAAAGAUUACAGAAAGAAUAUAUGAAGGAUCAGGACUUUUUCCGUCUGCAAUCAAUCAUGUUCUUAUCAAUGAAUACCUUCCUAAUCAAGGAAUUAUGCCACAUCAGGAUGGGCCUGCUUAUUAUCCGGUUGUAGCAAUUUUAUCUCUAGGAUCACCUGUUGUUAUGGACUUCACUCCUCAUCCAAGAUUACAGUCAUGCAAAAGAACAUUGAAGGAAAAUGUUGGAGAUAAAAUUUCUAACAGAGGGGCUGUGGCGAUUGAAGCAAAUGAUGGGAGCUAUAAUCACUGCCCCUUCUCUGUCCUGUUGAUACCUCGCAGUUUACUGAUCUUCAAGGAUGAUGCAUAUUCAGAUUACUUGCAUGGCAUUGAGGAUUGUGAGGUACAUCGGUGUGAUCAGGCUGUAAACGAAAUUGAAGCUUUGUCCGUAUCGAGAUCAGGCCAAGCAGAAGUGAUGAGAAGUGACAAUGCCAAGAUUGUGAGUAGAACUGUGAACAGAAUUUCUCUUACAUGCCGAUUAGUGUUGAACGUUCAUAAAAACUUGUUCAAGUUUUAAAACUUAGUCUUAACCGUUUCUAACUUCUGGCUAAGAUUGAAAGUUGGUGUAUUUAGAUGAGCAUCUGAUUAGACAAACUACUUUCAAGAGGUGGAACAAGAGUUUACACACUUUGUUGGUUUUUGUUUGUUGGGCUGGAGAGGUGUCCAAGGUUCGCGUUACCUAUCCAGGCCCAAUUGUGUUAUUAUGUUAAAAAAUAUAUAUUUUAUUUAAUUUUGAUUUUCAA